Messenger RNA from Theileria annulata, 1884 nucleotides. RefSeq lists its product as uncharacterized. Gene Ontology annotation, cellular component: epsilon DNA polymerase complex. Gene Ontology annotation, molecular function: DNA binding. The transcript is spliced from 15 exons. The record is from RefSeq and is a predicted model, not a curated record. NCBI's taxonomy places the organism in Eukaryota, Apicomplexa, Aconoidasida, Piroplasmida, Theileriidae. Bases 1 to 1884 code for a protein of 627 amino acids. Gene Ontology annotation, biological process: DNA-templated DNA replication; error-prone translesion synthesis.
AUGGAAGUGCUAUUCACUCAAUAUGAAGACUCUCCAAUAAUAUACGAUGACGUUGUCGAUCCUCAACCUCAUCUCGACUACGUUUCGAGGAAGACAAACGCACAUUUAAUCGUUUCAAAUUUAAUUAAGUAUGGAAUUAAUUUGCGAGUUUCUGAAGACAUUUUGCAGCAUCUAUCUGAUAAAAUCAUUUCAGAAUCACCAACCUUUUAUUCAAUCCAAUUUGAUGAAGAUGUGUAUGUGGAUUCCAGAGUAUGGAAUCACUUGAUUUUGAGCCUUUAUAACACAAAGUUGUCUUCGAUAGAAACUGAACAAAUUGACUCAAUAAUCAACGAAAUUACGACUUCUGAAUUGUAUAUCGCACAAAAUAAGUUUAUUGAAUCGGUUAAUAACAAAUUCCCCUACCUUCUCGAAAAUAAUUUCGGGAACAAGUUUAAUAGUAACGGAGUAUACGUAUAUAAUUCGUUUAAGGAUGUUCCAAAAGUGUAUUACUCGACAAAGAAGCAGAAAUUUCUUUCUUCAUUCAGUAGAGAAGAUUAUGAAAAGGAAACCCAUGGAGAUCCCAUAGAUCAAAUAUGCUCAAUACGUUAUCAGCUGCUACUGGAAAGGUGUCGUGGAUAUAAUUUUAAUGAAUGGAUUGGAAUUGAAUCACACUCUUAUCUUAUGGCAGUUACGGUCGAUUCAGUAUCUUUCAGUUCUGAAGGCGUUCAAUUGUUGAUUGGAAACUUGUCGAAAUCUAAAUAUGGUGAUCUUUGUAUUCAAGGUUCACUAGUUGAGUUAAAAAUAAAAAUCGCACCUGAAUGCAAGAUAAGUACGGGAAUAUACUGUUAUGGGCAAGUGGUGAUAGUAUAUGGAGUAAUGAUAUCAUUGGAGAACGUAUUUGAAGUAAGGGGCUUGACACAUCCUCCACUCACACCUAAAGAUGACGUUUCUCACCUAAACUUGUUUGGUGGACAUCACAAUCCAAUGGAUCUGGUUACUUUUCGUGAAUUGCCGAAUAUGCUAUCCAUAAAGAAUAUGUACUUUAAUUGGUUUGUGAUUACCGACCUACACCUUGACAAGACUGAUAAUAUUAAUCAAAUUGAACUCCUUUUCAAUUCUUUGAUGGAUAAUUAUUCUAAACAUCAGCUACCAGUUGGGUUCAUAUUUAUGGGCAAUUUUAACUCAUCCGAAUAUAACUUCGAUUAUUAUCGCAACUGGACAGACACAUUUGAACUCAAAUCCACUACAAACUCAUUUGAAUCAUACUCUGCAGGGUUCGAAGCACUUUUCAAAGUACUCACUAAACCCAAGUUUAUCAUGAUCCUGGCGAGUACAUCUUUACCCAGCUGUUACCUGGUUUUUGUUCCUGGACCUAAGGAUGCUACUUUAUGCCGACAACGAGUUCCAAGGAACCCUCUGCUGAGUUUCGCCACUAACCGUUUCAAAGAGAGGUUGGAAAGUUCUAGACCAGAGUCUAAAGGUCGAGUUAUAAUGGCCACUAACCCUUGUAGAAUAAGACAUUGGGGCAGAAAGAUGAUCUUUUUCAGACAUGAUAUCAUGAGUCACCUUAUUCUGGACUCAAUCAUUACAACUUCCAACUAUUCAAACAGCUGUCAAGAUCUCUCAGAUAUGUUGGUCGAGACAAUAGUUGGACAAAGUCAUCUAUUACCUAAUAAACCUGGGCUAUCAACUGUAUUAAAUCAUGAUUCUAGUUUACUAUUACACUCUUUGCCAGAUCUGAUAUGUUUGGGCGAUUCAAGUUCACCCGCAUUUGUUAAAACUCAUGGAAUUAAGGGUAAAUGUACAAUAGCUAACUGUGAGAGCAAUAGUGACACAUUUAAAAAUGUAAUUUCAUACGACUCAAUCACAAACAAGAUCAAUGUCAUUCCAGUAUAUUCAUUUUAA